Exophiala xenobiotica is the source of this 960-nucleotide messenger RNA. RefSeq lists its product as uncharacterized. The record is from RefSeq and is a predicted model, not a curated record. The transcript has a single exon. Bases 1 to 960 code for a protein of 319 amino acids. Lineage: Eukaryota; Fungi; Ascomycota; Eurotiomycetes; Chaetothyriales; Herpotrichiellaceae.
AUGGAGCAGAGAGGCGGUUCAGACGGCUUUGGCUUGGGUUACACUCCAGCUAUGUAUCGAGUCAACCAACAAGUCAGGCGAGCCCCAGGACAGAGCCUCGAAGUCCCUCAAGUCUCUAUUUCGGGCCAAGAUAAUAUUCCUCAAACCGGCCCAUUUGACGCAUUACUUCAACAUGUCGACAUUGGCCGCUACCGCGACUCUGUUUGCCAGUAUCUCAAGGUCCCUUCGGAUCUAUGGUUCGCGCUGUUCUGUUGUCGAGUCCCGUCAACGGCUCAGACGAUACUGAGCCAUCACCUUAUGCAAGUAUAUGGCUCUCUUCCAGCUGGUCUGUGGCAGCGUCUUGUGGCCUUGAGGAGCGAUCCUCACUUUGACUAUCUACAAGAGGACUUGGUGUGCAUGGUGUCUGCAAUCCCCGUCUCCCAGCUCCAUUCACGAUCAGGAUCCGACGCGUCCCCAUUUGAUCAAUCAUCCCCCGAGAACAUUCGCAGUGUGGGCACGAUUCAACCUUCCCCAGUGCAGAGUCCUGGCGACACAACACCUUGGCCGGUACUGGAUGUUGCAAUACAGACACAACCCAGCACUACGGUGGCUCCUGUUUCCACCGUCCGACGCCACACGAACUCCAGAAAUCCUUACUCGAAAGAAAAGGGGAAGGGGCGGGCCCCUGAUGGUCAGAGAUAUUUUUGUCCCGAACCUGGUUGCCCGCAUCCUCCGUUCAAAAAUGCAGGAAACUAUCUUAUUCACAUGUGGCGCUGCCACCCUGAAUAUCCCAAGCGUGAUCCUGCUUUUGCUCUCAGGUGCAUGCCAUCAAAUGAGGCAGAUGAAACAAUAUCGAACGGCAAUUCGGCCAUCGUGGAUGAUAUAUGCGAACCAUCUGUGGCGCCUGAUGAAGGCCUAUCAUUCGGAUUGUUCCAGGAGACGCUUCAGCGUCCAGGCCGCCGCUUCCCACCCAGGAGGUAA